Messenger RNA from Triticum dicoccoides, 3281 nucleotides. Its product is annotated as pentatricopeptide repeat-containing protein At4g30825, chloroplastic-like. The record is from RefSeq and is a predicted model, not a curated record. Gene Ontology annotation, cellular component: chloroplast. The transcript has a single exon. Gene Ontology annotation, biological process: chloroplast-nucleus signaling pathway; mitochondria-nucleus signaling pathway. Gene Ontology annotation, molecular function: protein binding. Bases 206 to 2998 code for a protein of 930 amino acids. NCBI's taxonomy places the organism in Eukaryota, Viridiplantae, Streptophyta, Magnoliopsida, Poales, Poaceae.
UGCCGGCUCCAAGCCCAACGGUUGUCCCUCCUGCGUCACCCGCUCUCUAUCCGGCUAUCCCACCAAGAACCCACCACCACCCCGCGCAGCCAGCCAGCCAGCCCCCACUCCUCCUCCGCUCUACUGCAGUGGAGUGGAGCUCCAGUCGGAACCCCCAUGCCCCCACGCUAGUAGGCGAUUGCUGCCGGCCGGGAAGCCAUCUGAGAUGGGGCUAGAUUUGGUCGGGUUCAGCUCUCGCGUGCUGCCAACCAGCGUCGGGUACGCGGCGGACCGGCGGCACGUCCGUGCUGGAGCCGCCACAUCCCACGGCUUCUUUUCCUGGAGGAGCUAUCCGAGGGCAACUCUGAAGGACGGCGCGGUUUGCUCUUCGGAGGACGGCGGCGGCGGCGGGGCGGAGUCCACGCUGUGUGUGUCCGCUCCGUCUGAAGAUGCCACACGCACCGGCGGAGUGGCAGCGGAUCUUGGCCGGGAUUUCGCGGACGGCAUCACCGCAAGCCAGACGAGUUCCGCGGGGAGGAAGAAAGGGGGGAGGUUAUGGAGGAGACCGCCGGGCGGAGACAAGCCGGCGAGAGCUACCAGGCGCGCCCCCGUGAGAAAGGAUCCGCAGGUUCGCAGAGUUCUGGUGAACGAUCCCGAUGUGAAUGCGAUUCUGUCCGGCGUCAGCGGGGAGUCCAGCAUCGAGGAGUGCAACUCCGUUCUGAUCCGCCUGGAGAAGCACAGCGAUGUGAAGGCCCUCGACUUCUUCGUGUGGAUGAAGGCCAACGGGAAGCUCGAGGGGAACGCCGACGCCUACCGGCUGGCUCUCCAGGCCAUUGCCUGGAAGGAGGACUGGAGGAGAGCCGAGCUGUUGCUCCACGAGAUGGUCGCCGUUUCGGGUUGCCGGCUCGAUGCCCGGGCGUUCAAUGGGCUGAUGUAUGUGUGUGCCAAGAGGAGGCUUGCUGAUUGGGGAACGAAGUGGUUUCAUAUGAUGCUGGAGAGGGAGGUGCAGCCGAAUGUGUCUACAUUUGGUAUGCUCAUGGGCCUUUACCAGAAGACUGGGAGCCUCAAGGAGGCCGAAUUCGCUUUCGCGAAAAUGAGGGAAUGCAAUGUCAAGUGUGUCAAUGCUUACUCAGCCAUGAUUACUUUGUACACGCGUUCACGCCUUUUCGUUAAGUCUGAGGAGGUUAUCACAUUGAUGAAAGAUGAUGGAGUUGCUCCAAACCUGGAGAAUUGGUUAGUGCAGCUGAAUGCUUACAGUCAGCAGGGUAAAAUGGAAGAAGCAGAAUUGGUGUUGCAGUCCAUGGAAGAUGGUGGUGUUUCCCCAAAUGUUGUGGCAUACAAUACUGUGAUUACAGGGUAUGGGAAGGUUUCUGAAAUGCAGAAGGCGAAGGAAGUGUUUGACAGACUUGUGAGUUCUGGUUUAGCUCCUGACGAAACCACUUAUAGAUCAAUGAUAGAAGGUUUUGGUAGAGCAGAUAAACACCAAGAGGCAAUUUCGUAUUACAAGAAGCUCAAGAGUUCCGGUUUUCAACCAAACGCGUCCAACUUCUACACGAUGAUUAACUUAAUAGCAAGGCAUGAUGACAGUGAAAGCGCGGCUGAAAUUCUUAGGGAUAUGAGGGCAGCAGGCUGCCAGUGUUCAUCUAUUGUUACUAUUCUUGUCCGGGCAUACGGAACAGUAGGGAGGAUGCAUAAGGUUCUAUCAAUUCUACAAUCAUGCUUCUACAAGAAGGUUUUGUAUGAUGCUACCUCAUGCUCUAUUUUAGUAACAACGUUUGUUCAGAAUUCUUUAUUAGAAGAAGCUCUUCGUGUUUUGCGCGAAAAGAAGUGGAAAGAUUCUGAUUUUGAAGAUAAUCUGUAUCAUAUCUUGAUAUGUUCUUGCAAAGAGGCUGGCAGUUAUGAAGAUGCUGUAAGGAUAUACAGCCAGAUGCCAGAAUCCCGAACGCAUCCAAAUCUCCGCAUUUGCUGCACUAUGAUCGAUGUUUUCAGCACCAUGGAGAGAUUUACUGAUGCUGAAACCUUGUACCUUGAACUGAAGGCUUCAGCUUGUGUUCUUGACAUGAUUGCUUAUAGUGUAAUUGUGAGGAUGUAUAAUAAAGCUGGGAGACCAGAAGAUGCUUGCUCAGUUCUGGCAGAUAUGGAUAAACAAAAGGAAAUAGUUCCUGAUAAAUACCUUUUCCUUGACAUGCUCCGGACUUACCAAAAGUGUGGCUUGCUCGAGAAGUUGACUGAUACAUAUUAUCGGAUACUCAAGAGCGAGGUUGAAUGCGAUGAAGCCAUGUAUAACUGCAUUAUUAACUGCUGUGGCCCAGCGAUACCAGUCGAUGAGCUGUCGAGAAUUUUCGACGAAAUGAUUCAACUAGGACACCUGGCUAGCACUGUCACCCUGAAUGUAUUGCUAGAUAUAUAUGGAAAAGCUGGGCUUUUCAACAGGGCUGAGAAGGUGUUUAGCAUGGCCCGGAAGCAAGGACUGGCAGAUACCAUAUCAUACAACACUAUCAUUGCGGCGUACGCGCAGAGCGGGAAUUUCCGCAGCAUGAAUUACUUCGUCCAAAAGAUGCAGGACGCAGGGUUUCCGGUUUCUCUCGAGGCGUACAAUUGCAUGCUGAAUGCUUAUGGAAAGUCAGGCCAGCUGGAGGAGUUCUCUGCUGUUCUGCAGAAAAUGAGGAGAGCAAGAUGUGACUUCGACCAUUACACUUACAAUAUUAUGAUGAACAUAUAUGGGAGAAAGGGUUGGAUCGAAGGCGUCGCCUACGUUCUUUCAGAACUAAAGAGCCGUGGCGUUGAGCCAGACCUGUACAGUUACAAUACAUUGAUAAAGGCUUACGGGAUAGCGGGAAUGCCCGAAGAUGCUGUCAAGCUGAUGCAGGAGAUGAGGAUCAAAGGUAUCAACGCGGAUCGAGUGACGUAUACUAACCUCAUAGCAGCUCUACAGAGGAAUGAGAAUUUCCUAGAGGCAGUCAAGUGGUCCCUCUGGAUGAAGCAAACCGGAGUUGUAGGCGUCGGAGCUCGACCAUAAUGCGCCAUGAGCAUUCAGGGUUUGGUUGCACAUAAUACUGUGAAAACACUGUCAUUGUUCUCUUCUAUCGAGUACAUACAUAUAUUGAUAUAUAGUGACAUUGUAUAGAGCAGCAUAGCUGAUUGCCUGAUUGUUCUGUAUGUGUUACAGGGGUUUAUAAGCUUGUACCCCACAUUCACACAAUUGUAAAUCUGCCAUUAGUGCCAUGACAAGGGGUUGAAAAGUUGUGAUGAUGGAUCAAAGAAAGUCAAUAAGAAAUCCAAUUCGGAUGUGUUUGUGCUUC